Messenger RNA from Notothenia coriiceps (black rockcod), 514 nucleotides. Its product is annotated as E3 ubiquitin-protein ligase Mdm2-like. The coding region runs from base 56 to 499 and encodes 147 amino acids. The record is from RefSeq and is a predicted model, not a curated record. Gene Ontology annotation, biological process: negative regulation of apoptotic process; regulation of gene expression; protein ubiquitination. Gene Ontology annotation, molecular function: ubiquitin protein ligase activity; p53 binding. Lineage: Eukaryota; Metazoa; Chordata; Actinopteri; Perciformes; Nototheniidae. The transcript is spliced from 5 exons.
CCUAAUUACUAAUCAUUUUAUUUCCUGUUUGUGUGCAGAAACCAUCAACCUCACAAUGUCAGCAGAAAGCCAGCUCAACGUCGACACAGCAGACGAGAACAAACUGGUGAAACCAAAGCUAGAGUUCCAGACGUUGCUGCAACAAGCUGGAGCCACUAAAGACACUUUCACCAUGAAGGAGGUGAUGUUCUACCUGGGUCAGUACAUCAUCCAGAAGCAGCUGUACGACCAGAAGCAGCAGCACAUCGUCCACUGCUCCCAGGAUGCACUGGGGCGAGUGCUGGGGGUCGACAGCUUCUCUGUUAAAGAGCCACGAGUUCUCUUCGCUAUGAUCACCAAGAACCUCGUGGCGAUAAAAAGCCAAGAUUCACCACCGAGCCCCGUUGAACCCCAAAGUGAGACUCAGACGGACAAAGGGGCCGAGGUGAGACUCAGAUCAAAUAUAACUGUUGUGUUUGAGUCCGUUUUGAACAAAUCUUACCUCAAAAAUCUGAAGUAGAAGCGGGUUAACACU